This is a messenger RNA of Schistosoma guineensis, 5999 nucleotides long. Lineage: Eukaryota; Metazoa; Platyhelminthes; Trematoda; Strigeidida; Schistosomatidae. The record is from the annotation of a GenBank genome assembly.
AUAGAAUUAAGGAGAGCGAUAGCUCUGAACCUAAAGCUCGUUUUGAGCAUGACAUUGUACUGAUUAGGCAGCUGCUUAAUCAACACAUACCUCAAAAUAUGACUGGGAUCACCUUGCUAAAGGUGUAUAGACUAGGGAGUCUAACGGACUCGAAACCAAAUCAUUCCAGACUGCUUAAAGUAGUAUUCGGCUCUUCAAACGAACGUGACCUAAUUUUACAAAAUGGACACAAAUUAAAGGGUUCAGGAGUCUUUAUCCGAAAGGACCUACCGUUGGCAGACCGUGUUAAAAGACGGGAAGCCGAGAAAGAACUACAACAUAGGUUAGACGCUGGCGAAAAGGACCUGAAAAUUGUAAAUUUUCGGGUUGUAAGACUUCGACAGAGAAUGAUACCGAAGCCACUCUAGGUGAAGCACGAAGGCACUUAAACAGGCUUCGGAUCUGUUACACCAAUGCACGAAGCUUACUUAAUAAGCGAUCGGAACUAGGUGUACAGAUUGACUCGAUAAAGCCAGAUAUAAUCGCAGUAACAGAAACCUGGCUGACACAGGCUAUAGAUAGUAUAGAACUUGAUUUCGAGGGCUUCACGUUAGUAAGGGCCGACAGAACACAAAAGCGCAAAGGAGGGGGAGUAGCCCUAUUCAUUAGGAAUGCUAUCCCAUUUACCAUUAACGAUAGUGUAUCCCAUGAGAGUGGGACGUGUGAAUUAGUUAGUCUUCGCUUAAAAUGCAAGGGACAAGAGCUGCUGAUUGGUUUGGUCUAUCGCAGUCCAAGCUGUGAGGCAAAUGAGAUCCUGUUAAGCAGUCUCAAUACUUGGUCCCAAAGUGGUCGAUGUCUAAUCCUAGGGGACUUUAAUGCACCUAUGGUAGACUGGGAAAAUCUGCGAACUAAAUCGUCGGAGAAUUCUUUCGAGCAGGAACAAGUUGAUGGGGUUAUCACAUGUGCUCUAGUGCAACAUGUGAAAGAAGCGACAAGGUACGAUCCGGACACUGAAUCAUCCUUAUUAGAUCUUAUACUGACUCACUAUGAGGAUGAUGUUGCGAACCUCCACCAUAUGCCACCCUUAGGUAAAAGUGACCACGCAGUUUUAACUUUUGACUUCCAUAUAACUGCCAGUCAUGAGGACGCGUCAGUCCAGUCCAGACCCAACGUCUGGAAAGCAAACAUACCAGACAUCAUGCACUCAGCAUCGUUAAUAGAUUGGACAAUAGACCCAGAGUCCUCCAUUGAAACGGCCUGGGACGCAUUUCGAAAAUCAUACUUAAAAGUUACCACACCUCACAUCCCUUGGACUAUACCAAAGGGGCCGAAAAACUCACCACCAUGGUUCAGUAGGGAGGUCCGUAUCCUUCUCCGUAAGAGAAGGAAAACGUGGGAUAGAUUUAGGUUACUGGGGACUGAUGAGUCAAAAUCUCAGUAUCGAAAGGCUCGGAACACUUGUGCCUCGACCCUCCGUAAGUCUAGAAAAUUGUACGAAGAAAAACUUGUUAAGGAAUCCAUAGAAUGUCCUAAACGCUUGUAUUCCUAUAUAAACCAAAGGACAAGGAGAAAAGGAAAUAUUCCUGCUCUAUGGGGAGACAGUACUGCUUCAUCAUUAGUGGAGGACGACUUUGGUAAGGCUCAAGCGUUCUCGAACUACUUUAGCAACGUGUAUACCAUAGAAGCGCCCUUCUCGUCAGCGUAUACAGAUCCCCCAAUACAUACACUGGAUAGCGUGACCAUUAAAGAACUCGAUGUCUUUGGUCUGCUAAAUAAGCUUGACAUAGGUAAAUCCACGGGGCCCGAUGAAUUACAUCCUAGGCUACUGAAGGAAUUAUCUAACUUCGUUGCGAACUCUUUAAGUACAUGCUUUAACCUAUCCGUUACGCAGGGUCGCUUACCGAAAGAUUGGAAAAACGCCAUAGUAAGUCCUGUCUUCAAAACAGGCACGAAACACAAACCUGAGAACUACCGCCCCGUUAGCCUAACUAGUGUGGUUGUUAAAAUCUUAGAAAAGAUUAUUCGGAAGGAGCUGUUUAAGUAUCUCGAUAAAAACCGGAUCCUCUCGGAGAAGCAGCAUGGCUUCAGAAUAGGUUAUUCUUGUCUCACUAACUUAUUAGUGGCUCGUAAAAGCUGGUGUGCUCUUAAGGACCAAAAGCUACCUGUAGACGUCGCCUUCAUUGAUUUCAGUAAAGCUUUUGAUAAAGUUCCGCACAACCGGCUGUUAUAUAAGUUAAGACAUGUCGGGAUUGGAGGUAAUUUAUUGAUGUGGAUAAAAGACUUCUUAGUUGGGCGUCAACAAAGAGUAAGGGUGAACUCCAAGUUGUCUAGCUGGGAAACCGUGCUUAGUGGAGUCCCCCAGGGUACAGUUUUGGGGCCAGUGCUAUUCCUCUUGUAUGUAAAUGACCUUCCUUGUCUCCUAUCAUCAUCGGUCUUGCUAUAUGCUGACGAUGUCAAGAUAUGGAGAACGAUACGAUGUAAGAGUGAUAGCUUAGAACUUCAAAAUGACCUGAAGAAGUUAUCUGAAUGGUCUCAAACAUGGCAGUUGCCGAUAAAUACUUCCAAGUGUGUUGUGAUGCAUAUCGGUCAUCAAGGCACAGAUACAUACACGAUGAAUAACACUGAGCUACCUGUCGUCCAGACAUAUAAUGACUUAGGAGUUAUCGUUAGUCAAGACUUAAAGACUACUGCACACUGCCGUGCAAUAGCCGCCAAAAGUUUUAGAACGUUAUGGUCAAUACGUAGGGCUUUUAGUCAUGUCGACGCUAAGACGUUUUUGACUUUGUAUACAGUGUUCGUUCGCCCUAAACUUGAGUACUGCAUACAAGCGGCUAGCCCCUGCUUUAAAAAAGACAGUGAGCUUCUGGAAAAGGUUCAGAGAACGGCGACUAAGCUGGUUCCCGGAAUAGCGAAGCUUCCGUAUGAAUCUCGACUGGCCAAGCUGAACCUUUUCCCGUUGUCAUAUCGCAGAACUAGAGGUGACUUGAUUACAGUCUACAAAUUGCUUAGUGAUUAAUUUGCACCUAACAUGCCCUCAUUUUUCUUGUCUUCCAAAACAGAGAAUUUACGAAGACACUCCAAAAAAGUUCAUAAGCCGAGAACAAAUUACUUGUCAGCUGACUAUCGACUUUCCCAUCGAAUCAUCAACGAGUGGAAUUCACUACCUCAGCACGUGGUUGAGGCUCCAUCCGUCGACUCUUUCAAAAGAAAGUUGGAUCAACUGAGAGACCACUAUUGCCAGGACUAACAUAGGCCAUCGAGCCUCCUGUCCUUCCCAAACUGAAACUGAAAUGAGCGCGAAGUCGAACGGUUCUGUAUUACUUGUUGGAGCUGGUGGCAUCGGGUGUGAGCUGUUGAAGAAUUUAGUUUAUAAUGGAUUCAAUGACAUAACAAUUGUAGACCUUGAUACCAUCGAUGUAAGCAACUUAAACAGACAAUUCCUGUUCAGUAAGAAGCAUGUUGGGCGUUCAAAAGCAGAAACUGCCAGGGACAAUGUUUUGGAAUUUAAACCAACCGCUCAUAUUGUUGCUUAUCACAAAAGUAUAUUCAGCUCGUCAUUCGACUCUGAAUUCUUCGGAAAGUUUGCUGUUGUUUUUAACGCUUUAGAUAAUCUUGCUGCAAGAAAACAUGUGAAUCGUAUGUGUAUAUCGGCAAAGAUUCCCUUAAUUGAGUCCGGCACAGCUGGUUACUUGGGACAAGUCGAGCCGUUAAUUCCCGUAGUUGAAACGAGUGAAUCGGAGGCCACCAACACAGAAGCGAAUCAAGCGACAACCUAUCGUACAGGAUGUUAUGAAUGUCAACCUCGUGGAUUAGGUCAGCGUCACUAUCCAGCCUGCACCAUACGUAACACUCCAUCUGAGCCAAUUCAUUGUGUUGUUUGGGCAAAGUAUUUAUUCAAUCAGUUAUUUGGUCAACCUGAUGUGGAUGAUGAAGAUAUCUCUCCGGAUUUCACUGAUCCAAGUCUCCAUAACCAUGAUCGUAAUCAGAUUAAUGAUGAGUUGUUGCCGGCUAAAAACGAUCUUAUUAAUAAAUCUGAUGAUGUGUUAAAUACAGAUGGUACAGCGAUUGGAAAUUCAGUUAAACCUAAUCAAAUUAGUUUAAGAGAAUGGUUUCACAUUCUGUGGUCUAGUAAUGAAAAUGACCAGUCUAAUUUAGAAAAUGGUAAAAUUUCAUCUGGUGCCAUUUCACUAUCUUGGAGAUUAUUUCAUCAUGAUAUUGUCACAUUGGUUAGUAUGCGUGAUUUAUGGGUCGACCGUCAAGAUCGUCGAGAACCGAGUCCUUUGGAAAAGACUACAAUGAAAGAUGCAUUAGGAAAAUAUUCAGAUGAAUUAUUGGAUUCAACAUGUGUCAGUGAAUUACGUGAUCAGCGGAAACUAUCUACAUCGGGUUGGCUUCGUAUAUUCUUAAAAUCAGUUGAUAAACUACAGAAACAAGUAGAAGAUGGUGGAGGUGACAAAUACUUAGUAUGGGAUAAGGAUGACCCGGAAGCUAUGGAUUUUGUCGCUUCAGCAUCAAUUAUUCGAUCACAGUUAUUUCAUUUACCCGGUGCUGAUCAGUUAACCAGAUUUAUUAUAAAAUCUUUAGCUGGGAAUAUCAUACCGGCUGUAGCAUCAACAAAUGCCAUCGUCGCUGGUCUUAUGGUACUACAAGCUAGACAUAUUUUAUCUAAAAAGUUUGAGCGUAUUCGUUCUGUCUACAUACAUCGUCGAGCAACUGGUCGACGUGGCAAUCGUCGUCUUGUAGUCCCUGUUGAACCAGCACUACCGAAUCCAUCUUGUUUAGUAUGUAGUGAUUCUGUUAGAAAUUCUCAACUGCAUUUACUCUGUGCACCGGAAUUAUUAACAUUGCGUAUUCUACGUGAUCGUAUCUUGGUGCGACAUUUAGGUAUGCUUGCUCCAGAUGUCGAGGUACCUGAUCGUGGCAUUAUACUAAUAUCAAGUGAAGAAGAUGAAACAGAUGAAGAGACGUUAAAUAAAACAUUAGCUGACUUUAAAUUAACACAUGGAACUUGUUUACAAUGUGAUGAUUUUCGUCAAGAUUUUACCAUUCAACUUAUUUUAUCAUGUAUUAGUGUAGAAUUAGCUAAUGCAUUACCUACUGCAUCUGAUUCAUCAAGAUCAACGUCAACAUUAAACUUUAAUAUCGAUAGUCGUUUAACAGAGCAAUUUAAUAAUGAAGAACAACAAUCUGAAAUAUGGAGAAUUGUAGGUGAUAUCAAUUCCAUUUUAUCAAAUUCAAAAGAUAAUACAGUAUCAGAAAAGAAUGCUGAAAUAGAGAACAAUGAAAAUACAGAUAAAUUUGUUCACAACAAUAAUGAUGAUACAGAGGAUGAUUUAAUUGAAAUUACUGAAGAAUCUAUGACUACUUUAGAUCAAGAUUUGGAAAAUGGUGUUAAUAAUAAUAAUACUAGUAUUAAUAGUAAUAGUAAUAAACGUAAAUUUCUCGAUACAAUCACUUGUGAUGAUCAAGACAAUAUGAAUAGAAUCAAAGAGAAGAAAUUACGAUUUGAUAAAGAAUUGACAACAUUAUCAUCACCUAUUAUUGUACCAGUUGCUGACGACGAUGAUGGUGAUGAUGAUGAUUUAAUCAUUAUUGAAUGAAUAAAUGAUUGAGAUUUAUCUAUAUUAUAAUAGUUAUGUGGUUAUAUGCUUAUAUAUAUCAUGGAUCUUUGUAUGUAUUUGUGUGAGUAUAUGUAUUGUUACUUCAUAUUCUGUUCUGUAAAAGGUAACCAUUUUGUUAAAGGUUACAUGGUUUCUGUUUUGUUUGUUUCAUUCCCCCCUCUCUCUCAAGAUGUUGCAUUUGCAUUUCAUCUUUUCUACGGAAAAAUAAACACAUACUAGAUUGAUCAUCCCUUUCUCCCCUGUAUGUGUGUGUAUGUCUAAGUUGUUCAUUAAAUAACCUAUUAACUAACCAGUCAUCAAUUUUAUUUUGUUAUAAACUAUUAUUUAAUAUUAUUCUAAAUAUGUUUGUACUUUUGUACCAUUCAAUAUACAUGGAUAAUACAAACAGUCUACAAUGAC